Molecule: messenger RNA, 1074 nt
Organism: Pseudovirgaria hyperparasitica
Lineage: Eukaryota; Fungi; Ascomycota; Dothideomycetes; Acrospermales; Acrospermaceae
Product: glycoside hydrolase
Exons: 5
Coding region: 1-1074 (357 amino acids)
Biological process (GO): pectin catabolic process
Cellular component (GO): extracellular region
Molecular function (GO): polygalacturonase activity
Source: RefSeq, a predicted model, not a curated record
AUGCCUUAUCCAUAUUCCAAGACGGCUACAUCUUGCACUGUGACGGAGUAUGCCUCUGUGUCUGCAGCAGUAGCGUCCUGCACAGCGAUAACCCUUAAGAGUAUCACGGUUCCAGCUGGUGAUACGUUGGAUCUGACGAAGUUGAAGGCUGGAUCGAAGGUCACCUUCUCAGGCACCACGACUUUUGAAUAUGUAGCCGAGGACUUUGAUCCCGUCAAGAUCACUGGCUCAGGAGUCGAGAUCACCGGUGAUUCCUCCCAUGUCAUUGAUGGCAACGGCUCGGCGUGGUGGGACGGACAAGGUUCGAAUGGCGGUACAACGAAACCGGAUCACUUCAUUGUCUUGAGUAAACUUGUUGCCAACUCGCAUGUCCACGGACUGAACAUCAAGAACUGGCCGACCCAUUGCUUCCAGAUCACCGGCGCCAAAGACUUGAUCAUCGAGAAUAUUUAUCUAGACAACUCCGCUGGUGAUGCCCCAAACAGCAAGUCUGGUGGGAAGGCAGCUGCUCACAACUCAGAUGGCUUCGAUAUAAGCUCCAGCACCAAUGUAGUUCUGAGGAAUUCAAUCGUGAAGAACCAGGACGACUGUGUUGCUGUGACCAGUGGGACAAACAUUACUGUCUCUGGGCUGACCUGUAGUGGUGGCCACGGUUUGAGCAUUGGGAGUGUCGGUGGCAAAAGUAACAACACCGUAUCUGGGAUUACCUUCUCUGACAGUACGAUAUCCAAUUCUGAGAAUGGGGCGCGAAUCAAGACCAACUCUGGUACCACGGGAAGUGUCGAGAAUAUAGUGUACACGAACAUCAAGUUGUCCAAUAUCUCUGAUUAUGGCAUCGACAUCCAGCAGGACUACCUGAAUGGGGGCCCAACCGGUGUCCCUACCAACGGAGUUACGAUCAAGGGUGUUACGAUGUCCAACAUUACCGGCACAGCGACGAGCGAUGCGAAGAAUUAUUAUAUUCUUUGCGGCAGCGGGUCAUGCUCCGACUUUACCUUUAAUGGUAUUAGUAUCACUGGUGGGACUGGCGACAGCUGUAACUAUAGUCCGGCCGGUGACUUCAAAUGCGCUUGA